Molecule: messenger RNA, 5117 nt
Organism: Pipra filicauda (Wire-tailed manakin)
Lineage: Eukaryota; Metazoa; Chordata; Aves; Passeriformes; Pipridae
Gene: SHB
Product: SH2 domain containing adaptor protein B
Exons: 6
Coding region: 299-1690 (463 amino acids)
Molecular function (GO): phosphotyrosine residue binding
Source: RefSeq, a predicted model, not a curated record
CGCUGCCAGCGCGGAGCAGCGGGGCUGAGGUCGCGGCGGACCCGGAGCCGCGGGGGCGGGCGCGGAGCUACGGCGAGCGCCUGGCUCAGGCCGGGAGCGGCUCCCUGUCGCCGGGAAUCCGGGGGACUCAUUGAAGCCCUUCCAGCCGCGGGCAGCGGGACAGCGCCCGGUGCGCGGAGCGGGGCGCCCGGCCCGCCCCGCCGCCCCGCCGCUCCUCCAUGCGGGCGGCCAGCGGCGCUGGGGCGCGGGGCGCCGGGGGCAGCGCGCAGCGGCUCUGAGGCCGCGGCCGGGGGAGACGAUGGCCAAAUGGCUGAACAAGUACUUCAGCCUAGGCAAUAGCAAGACCAAAAGCCCUCCGCAGCCCCCGCGGCCCGACUACCGGGAGAAGCGCAACGGUGCCGGCGGCGCGCCCCGCCCCGAGGGGCCGCCGCACCUCCACCUCCACCACCACACCUCGCCUGGCUUUUCGCGCCGCCGCCUGCGCGACGACACCAGCGACCUGGUCCGCGCCUACCACGCCCAGAGGGACCGCGACUUCGAGGACCCCUACAGCGGGCCCGGCUCGUCCCUGCGCAAGCUGCGCGCCAUGUGCCGUCCGGACUACUCGGCGCCCGAGGACCUGGGCGAGGCGGCCCUCAAGGCUUCCUCCUCCUCCUCCUCCUCGUCGUGCUGCGCCACGCCUCCUACCACCGGCUCCCCGCAUCUGUUCCGCAGCCACAGCGAGCGCCGCCCGGCGACACCGCCCGACGUGAAGUACAUCUCCCCCAAGCACCGGCUCAUCAAGGUGGAGAGCGGCGGCGGCAGCGACCGCGCGGGCAAGAAGCUUCUCAAGGGCUCCAAGCAGCCGGCGACUGCUGCUCCCUCUGCCGUGAAAGAUAAGGUAUUGAUAGCUGAUGACUACUCAGAUCCGUUUGAUGCCAAAAGUGAGUUGAACAGAAUGGGAAAAGGGGAGAACACUGGCUACAUGGAACCAUAUGAAGCCCAGAGAAUAAUGGCUGAGUUUCAACAGCAGGAAGGCAUGAAGUCCCAUCAGAAAAACAUGCAGCUCUAUGACACACCCUAUGAACCAGAAGGCAGUGGUGUGGAAUCUGAUUCCGAAAGUGUGGUGAGUCACCGUUUACGAGAAAGCAAAUUGCCACAGGAUGACGACAGGCCUGCAGAUGAGUAUGAUCAGCCGUGGGAGUGGAACAAAGUCACCAUCCCAGCUUUGGCAGCCCAAUUUAAUGGAAGUGGGAAACGGCAAGCAUCUCCUUCUCCCUCAAAUGACCAGCACAGACAAUUAAGAGCACCUGGAGGAGGCUUUAAACCCAUCAAACAUGGCAGUCCAGAAUUUUGUGGGAUCCUGGGAGAGAGAAUAGAUCCAGCUAUUCAACUGGAAAAGCAGAUAUGGUAUCAUGGAGCAAUCAGUCGGACAGAUGCAGAAAACCUGUUACGUUUGUGUAAAGAGUGUAGCUACCUUGUAAGAAACAGUCAAACGAGCAAGCAUGACUAUUCUCUUUCACUGAAGAGCAGUCAAGGUUUUAUGCAUAUGAAAUUGAUGAAAACCAAAGAGAAAUACAUCCUGGGCCAGAACAGCCCUCCCUUUGACAGUGUUCCUGAAGUCAUCCAUUACUACACCACAAAAAAGCUGCCUAUCAAAGGAGCAGAACACUUGUCCUUGCUCUACCCUGUGGCUGUGCGGACACUCUGAUAACCUAGUCUCACCCCUUCCUGUGGAUGGGAGGUGAGAGGUAAGAUGGGUUGCACUGAAUACAUUGCCAGAAUUCAGAGUUUGAGUCUAUGAUGGAGAGUGGCAGCGUUUAGUCUUGUGAAUGUGGGCUCUCUGCAGAGUUGCAUAUGGGACUGUGUGUAUGAUACUCUUGUGCUGAAGCAUGCCUCUAGAACUGUGUUGCUACGUAAGAGAAAGAAAACUUAUUUUAGUGCAAGGAGAGUAGAUAACCUUCCCAGACCUUCUUUGUGAAUGAAAGUGCUUCCCAACAAAAGUUGCUCCUUCAUGUUUUGAGAAGAACCAACAAGUUCUUCUCAGCAGUAAAAAAACCAACAGCUUCUAUUCUCUUGCUACUCUGAGAAACUUCUCCAUGAGAAAGAGUAAAGUACUCUGAGGGAUCCUAGCGUGUUCUUGAUGGACCUGAGAAGGAGCUGCUUAGCAGACAAGCCUCUGGCUCUGGUCACUUAGAUUGAUGGAUUUGGGAUUUUUUAGUGCAGUUUCUUGGGGUAGUCAAAUGUUGAACUCCUAUUAGACACAUAUAUUAGGAAAGGGUUCGGAGCAUACCGAAAUCUGAAACCAUAACACCAUUGAAAGCUCAACAACACUGAUAUUUAUUACAAAGAACUGGCCAAAGUAAACGGGAACCCGAGAGAAAGAGAAACCAAUGAGGAAAUAUGACACCCUACUCACUCAGGCAUCAUUCAUGGGGUAUCUUUCCAACUCCAAAUACCAUAAAAUCCUCUGCAGCAGCUGCGUUUUUCAGAGGGUUAGCAGGCUCACACGUAGCAGGCGUCCCUGCUAAAGACAGCUUGAUCCUUCGUGUGGAGCAAGCUCACCCAAAAAACAAGCUGUUUGCUUUAUACAGUCAACUGAUUACAUCUGCCUAGGCAGGUGUGGCCAGCACUGUCCCGCCAGAGGUUCUCAGUCCCACUCCCUUGGUUGUGUGUAUCACUGAAGUGCGUGAGUGAGAUCUUUGGAAUUUCCCUUCCACGUGCACACUAUGCUUCGGGGGUCUUUCCUAAUUGAGUCAGGAGUUGUUACUUCAUCCCCUCCUCUUUGGUUUCUCCUUCAGAUGUCCUUGGCAGACGAUGAACCAAUCACAGAACACCAGUUAAUACAGUUUAUACAAGAAGCUCUCUCUCCAAGGACGAAGUUCCCGUUUUAUCAGUGGACUUGGCAGGGAAAAUAUAAACUCUUACAGGUGGCUGGGCCAAAAGUAUCACCAUCCCUGAUACAACACACAAUCUUAAAGUAAUUUUGUGAGAGUGAAUCAUGGUCAAUUACUUAUGAAUAGGGGAUGUAAUUAAACAGUAGUUAUAUAUUUUUAUCCUUUUUGGUACAAUAAUCUCUUAAUGUUUACUAUCUUCAUUUGCAAGUUUCAUUCGUAGGUACAGGCAGCUAAUUCUGUUUGGGGCAGUUACACCAUAAUGUUUUAAGUAGUUAGGAUAAGUCAAUUUGAUAUGUGGGUUACUAUUUAUGCAUGAGGGUGGCCAAAGGCUUUUAUAAAACUUUAGUAGGCAAAAUCUUCACUUGCUCAUUCGUCUGGAUCAAACGGGUGUCCUACUGAUACAGCAGACUAACAUGUGCGUGUCACACUGCCUUUCCACGAGAUGGCUUUUGCAGCUGUGAGAACUGUGAUAUGUAGCAGAGCAGAAUUUGUUUUUCUGGUCUACCGAGCCAUUCUUAAAACACAGCCCCUUUGACACAUACCUUCUGGCCAGUGUUCUUUUUCACCAUGAGCAGAAGCCUCCUGCUGUAUUUCAGUCACUGUGAGCCAGAAGUACUGUAGAAGCUGCUCUGUGUCUUAGUCCUGCCAGCUCAUUGCCUUUCCACUUGAGACAUAUUUUCUACAUGUUCUGUGUGCUCAUUGAAUGAGAUAAGUGAAAAAUUAUAGUUGUGCACAAGUUGGAACUGGGGAAUCAAUAGCCUUAUAAGUCCUCGUGUUGAACCAUCUCCCACAUAUGUCUAGAAUGUCAUGCAUUAACCCAUCAGCUGUUAUAGUAGCAAACUGGUUAUAUGCAGGUUAUGUAUUUUACAGACUGCAAUAGGACUGUGAAAUUGUGUGCUAUUUAAUUCAGCUUUCUUAGCUACUACUAUUUUUUAUGUAUGCUUAGAAAGAAGUGCAAAUCUGAAAAUUGUAAUGGAAUAACCACUUACUGCCUGUAAAAGUAGUGCUUCAUUGUAUUGUCUAAUCUGAUAAGAAUCUCAAGGAUGACCCAUGUAAUAUCACCGGUGCUAAAUGUUCUGUUUCCUUUUAAGCCUGCCUUAUUCUUUAUGUGACAUCCAAUGCAGAUUGAACAGGAGUGGAUCACACAUAUGUGAAUAGUGUCAUUCUGUGCAGCAACGGUAGUGGGUCAGACUGUCCCUGUCUCACCCAGAAUCUGAAGCUGCAUUGGAAUAGGUUCUCUGGUUUUCCGAGAGAAGGGUGACCCAAUGGAGAACAAAGAGACAACAAUCUUCUCCAAGUGAAACUAAACACCCCCUUUUUCAUGUACUCACUUACAUGCAUUUUUUAUUUCCCUAAAGUCUUUGCAGAGCUCUUUAUUGUCUUAACAUCACCCAACUGACAAGAGCAUACAGGCACUUUUAAGUUAGCAUAUUCUCUCAGCAGAGUAGGAGUUUAUGAAGGUGGCAGAGCUCACACAGAUUAGGAAUCAGGUGUCAUCUGCUCUGAGUCCUUGUGGGCUCUAGCAACACUAUCAUGCCCUUUGGCACAGAAACAUGUCAUCUUUCUUCUUUUGCAUGUUGAAUCUGACAUUGUUUCUGUUCCAUGGUCUGCUUUUCUUCUUCUUUAAAGGAAAAAAGAGUAUGCCCCUACUCUGUCUAACAGCAAUUACAAGUAGAAACCAACAGCAUCAUUAACCAAGGCCUUGCCUGGCUUCCUUAAGCACUUUGUCUUUAAUUCAUGGGGAUAACUAUUGUAUCAGACCUGUCUUGUCAGGGGUCUGAUCAAAUGUCAAAUGAAGCCAGCAGGUGCCAUUUUAUUGCUGUCUGCAAAUUUUGGGUUGGGAUCCAUUGCUUCAUACAACUGUGUAUACAGCUUAUUACAGCUUCAAGGAUCAGAUCAAGGUUCUUGGUUCAGCAAGAAGAAAUCAUCUCAAAAGUAUUGGUUGUCCAUGGGAAGGUUUUUUAUUAUUUUUCUAAAAGACUUCUAGAAAGUACUGAGUAAUUGCAGAAUAAAUAAAACCAGGAUUUUGUUUGCACUGUAAUGUUGUCUUUGUUUAUUUAAGUGAUUGUAUGAUAUUUUUCCAGUGAAGGAAUAUUCUUCCCAGAUUUUUUAAUGUACAGUGAAAAUGCAGUGUGGUAACAGUGUGUAGUAUUGCAUUUAGGUGGAAGAUUUUGUAGCAAUGAUGCCUACAUAGCACAUUAAAAGUUUAUUUUAAAAAAAAAUAUAAACCUCUCUCUUUUC